This is a messenger RNA of Neodiprion fabricii, 1969 nucleotides long. Its product is annotated as maspardin-like. The record is from RefSeq and is a predicted model, not a curated record. NCBI's taxonomy places the organism in Eukaryota, Metazoa, Arthropoda, Insecta, Hymenoptera, Diprionidae. The transcript has 7 exons. The coding region runs from base 598 to 1479 and encodes 293 amino acids.
GCACAUCUGUCGACGGUGCUAUCGCUUCCGCGCAUGCGCCCUGGUAUAAUUUUGCACGUAGGAGAGAGUAUCGACCAGUUGAAAGCGUGAGAUAAAGAUGGAAAACGUAUCGUACAGUCGAGUCUGCCGUUAUUCGAGGCAACCACGAUCGUUCAUUUUCUGAAGCUAUCCAAGUGCAGUUUCGUCACAAGGGUUUCCGAAAAAUAUCAACAUUUUCAAUUACAAGCUCAUUCCAGGACUUUCCCUACGGAAGUUAGCCACACUCGAAUAGACGAGCAAAGGUUAGCUGAAGCGAUUUCCCUCGAAGUAACGUCGAAAACAGGGAUAUUCCUCACACGCGCGUCGUCAGCGUCGUUGUGUAGUUGUUGUCGUCGUAAAUGAUUCGCUGUGACCACACGAGUUCGCAAUCUCACGAGUGGGUCAAGUGUACAGUACUGACAGUGAUUAUGGAAGCGGCCGACUCCCAAAAGAACUUGGCCUAUUCUGUGAGUCGGUGAACUACAUUCCUUUGCCACAUAAUUGUUCACCUGCAUCGCAAGCGCCUAUUCAUUUCCCGCUCGUCGUUCUCGCAGUAGUAUUGAGACGACGGUUGAUGAUAUGGCUUGCAUCAGCGAGCUGUCGCAAUCCCAGGAAUACCUGAGCUUUCGCAGUUCGAUCCCUCUGAGAAAAAUUGUUGUCGAUUCGGACGGUACGAAGGGAUGGAAGGUCUACGAUUCGGGGCCAAAAACUGUGAGAUGUCCAUUAAUCUGUCUUCCCCCGGUCAGCGGAACUGCGGAUAUUUUCUUCAAGCAAAUCAUGGGAUUGGCCGCCAAAGGAUAUCGCGUUAUCGCUGCGGAACCACCGGUGUAUUGGAACGUGAAAGAAUGGUGCGAAGGUUUCAGAAAACUCCUCGAUUACAUGGAACUCGACAGGGUACAUUUGUACGGAGCGUCUCUCGGUGGUUUCCUCGCGCAAAAAUUUGCAGAAGUCAAUUCUCAUUGCCCACGGGUCCAGUCCAUGGUCCUGUGCAACACCUUCACGGACACAUCUGUAUUCAGCUAUAACGAUUCUGCUGCCGUAUUUUGGAUACUGCCUUCUCUAGUACUGAAGAAAAUGGUGAUGGGAAACUUCGCUGCUCAAAAGGCCGACCCGGAGAUCGUUGACGCCAUUGAUUUCAUGGUCGAACGGUUGGAAAGCUUGACCCAGCCGGAGUUGGCCUCUCGCCUAACAAUGAACUGCGUCAGCUGCUACGUCCAGCCACAAAAAAUAUCACAUCUCCCGAUAACAAUAAUCGACGUAUUCGACGAGUACGCGUUGUCGAACGUAGUCAGGGAAGAGACUUACAAAUGUUAUCCAAACGCUAAACUUGCCCACCUUAAGAGCGGAGGGAACUUUCCAUACCUUAGCCGAUCGCCAGAAGUCAAUCUACACCUCCAAAUCCAUUUAAGACAGUUCAACAAUACCGGAUACGAUGCUGCGGAGAGAUACGGGAAGGUCUAGAUAUUCGGAAAUUGGGAAAACGAUCAAAAUAUCACGGGAAGAUGUCGAGACGACAGUGGAGAAGAAUGAUGCGCAGCCAAGUACCUACCGUUUUUCCGUACGACGACACUUGGAAGAAACAUAACGUGAUAAUAUGUCUUGAUAAAGUUGACACAUCAGAUUAUUGCUGUUUUUGAUAAUACGUUGCAUAACGAUGGCGAGAUAUGAGUUGGCCAUUAAUUGUAAGACUACGGCUGCCAUGGUAAAUCGUCACACGCAAGAUUACGAAUAUUAUACCGCCGUAUGCAGGCGUAUGUACGUAAAGGUGGCGUGGCGUCGAUAAUUGGGAAAGUCAGAGGGAAACGUUUUGUUCUCGAUAGAAGCUUAAACAUUAUUUAUCACGCAAGAUACAUGUCGCGAGAGCAGAACUUGAAAGUUAUUUGUUACGUGCAAUAUGUUUGAAAUUAUUUGUAUUCACCGUGUUAUGCCAGUAAACGCAUUUGGUAUAUCA